This is a messenger RNA of Piliocolobus tephrosceles (Ugandan red Colobus), 1157 nucleotides long. RefSeq names its product biliverdin reductase A (gene BLVRA). Gene Ontology annotation, biological process: heme catabolic process. Gene Ontology annotation, molecular function: nucleotide binding; zinc ion binding; biliverdin reductase [NAD(P)H] activity. The transcript is spliced from 9 exons. Lineage: Eukaryota; Metazoa; Chordata; Mammalia; Primates; Cercopithecidae. The record is from RefSeq and is a predicted model, not a curated record. Gene Ontology annotation, cellular component: cytoplasm. Bases 160 to 1050 code for a protein of 296 amino acids.
UGAGUAGCUGGGACUACAGGUGCGUGCCACCAUGUCCAGUCUGGGUUAAAGAACGAAACCCUGACCCUGAAAAAUAAAGAAACAGCAAUGCCAUUUAUUCUAGCUGUACACCCCUGAUGCCCAGUGUACGAGUUCCAGUGACCGAAGGAAGAGACCAAGAUGAAUACAGAGCCCAAGAGGAAGUUUGGCGUGGUGGUGGUUGGUGUUGGCAGAGCCGGCUCCGUGCGGAUGAGGGACUUGCGGAAUCCACACCCUUCCUCAGCAUUCCUGAACCUGAUUGGCUUUGUGUCCAGAAGGGAGCUUGGAAGCAUUGAUGGAGUCCAGCAGAUUUCUUUGGAGGAUGCUCUUUCCAGCCAAGAAGUGGAGGUUGCCUAUAUCUGCAGUGAGAGCUCCAGCCAUGAGGACUACAUCAGGCAGUUCCUUAAUGCUGGCAAGCACGUCCUUGUGGAAUACCCCAUGACACUGUCGUUGGCGGCUGCUCAGGAACUGUGGGAGCUGGCUGAGCAGAAAGGAAAAGUCUUGCACGAGGAGCAUGUUGAACUCUUGAUGGAGGAAUUUGCAUUCCUGAAAAAAGAAGUGGUGGGGAAAGACCUGCUGAAAGGGUCACUCCUCUUCACAGCUGGCCCAUUGGAAGAAGAGCGGUUUGGCUUCCCUGCAUUCAGCGGCAUCUCUCGCCUGACCUGGCUGGUCUCCCUCUUUGGAGAGCUUUCUCUUGUGUCUGCCACUUUGGAAGAGCGAAAGGAAGAUCAGUAUAUGAAAAUGACAGUGUGUCUGGAGACAGAGAAGAAAGGUCCACUGUCAUGGAUUGAAGAAAAAGGGCCUGGUCUAAAACGAAACAGAUAUUUAAGCUUCCAUUUCAAGUCUGGGUCCCUGGAGAAUGUGCCAAAUGUAGGAGUGAAUAAGAACAUAUUUCUGAAAGAUCAAAAUAUAUUUGUCCAGAAACUCUUGGGCCAGUUCUCUGAGAAGGAACUGGCUGCUGAAAAGAAACGCAUCCUGCACUGCCUGGGGCUUGCAGAAGAAAUCCAGAAAUAUUGCUGUUCAAGGAAGUAAGAAAAGGAGGUGAUGCAGCACUUCCAAGAUGGCACCAGAGUUUGGUUCUUCUCAAGAGUUGACCAUUAUCUCUAUUCUUACAAUUAAACAUGUUGGGGAAACAAGAA